Molecule: messenger RNA, 2842 nt
Organism: Exaiptasia diaphana
Lineage: Eukaryota; Metazoa; Cnidaria; Anthozoa; Actiniaria; Aiptasiidae
Product: TLC domain-containing protein 2
Exons: 4
Coding region: 117-860 (247 amino acids)
Biological process (GO): regulation of membrane lipid distribution; plasma membrane organization; membrane assembly
Cellular component (GO): plasma membrane
Source: RefSeq, a predicted model, not a curated record
UGAUACGAGCGUUGUCACCCCGAGUGGUGUGAUCUUGAAGGUGCGUUUGGAAAAUUAGGCAGAGCGCGAAAUGAUAUGCUAAAAUGCAGUAUUCCUAUUUCCGCUUUUGAUUCAAGAUGACAAUGGAGUUACCGUCUAUACAGUCAGCUCUAGGAACAGUUGUAGCUUCUUUUGUAUCUAUACGCAUCUUCAGUGCAGUUCUGAAGGUGAAUGUACACUAUCCGAUCUCGAUCCGCGUUGGCCCACCUCGUAAGAAAUGGCUUUAUCGUAAUAUUUGGAUUUCUUUAAUCCAUUCAACUUUGACGGCUGUUCUAUCAGUGUACAGCUUUUUCAACGAGCCUGAUAUGCUUACCGACAUGGUACAAAAAUGGAGUACGUUCGCGUACUAUCUUGUGUGUGUGUCAUUAGGUUACUUUUUUCAUGAUAUUCUUGAUUUAAUCUGCAAUGAUAUGAAAAACUCUGGAGGCCUAUUAAUCCAUCAUGUAGUGGUUAUUGGAGCAUUCAGCCUUGCAGUUUUUCAUCAGGCAUACUUAGGAUUUGCCAUGUGCUCUCUUCUCAUAGAGGUAAACAGUGUGUUUCUCCAUGCAAGAAGACUUAUGUCAUUCCAUAAUGUCAGCAAAACAAGUCUGAAAUAUGAAAUCAAUGGGCUCCUUAUGCUGUUUUCUUUCAUUGCAUUCCGCUUCCUUACUAGUGGAUGGAUGGUAAAUUUUGUUAUCCAAAAUCGUCAUGUUCUUCCUCGAGCAGUUACAAUCUAUGGGUGCAUUGCAAUGGGAAUUUUAAUUAUUGUCAACAUUAUCCUGUUCUUGACUAUAUGGAAUGCAGACUUUAAGAAACGAAUACAAAAGAAAGAUCAGAAUUAAACUAUGCAUCAAUACUGUCAGAUGGUGUCAAAGUUAUAAACAGAAGUAUUGUAUAUUAAAUAAUGUCGCAUAGUAUGUUUUAUAAAACUAUUUUUUAUAGCUAUAUAGUUGAUGUAAUCAACCGCUUUUUAAACAAUUUGCUGUUUUCUUGUUGAUAUACCUGCAGAACCACUAGAAACAUUUGCUAGAACAUCAGUCUCAUUUUUUUUACUGAGAACAUUAACCCAGUAGACCUUGCAUCUUUUUGCACAGAUGAGUCAUGGCUUAUAAUUUUAUACCUUUCAAUAUGGCAGAAAGUCCAGGAAAGAACUGUAUUAGUAAAAUAUGUAUAAGUCAACUAUAAAGCUAUAAAUUAUAGAGCGGAUUUCGUAUGAGUGGGACACCGUUACCGCACGGUUACCACACAGUUACCGCACCUGGCCUGCAGAAUUUUGGUGAAACAAUGGGGCACUAGAAUUUGGUUACAGUACGAUUACGGACACAGUACAGUACUGUCCGUUUCCCACUCAUACGAAAUCCGCUCUAUUUUAUAAAAUAAACUAUGUAAUGAGAAUAAUUCUGAUAUAAAUGACUGACAUAUUGAUUUUUUGAAAAAAAAAUAUUGCUAUUAUAUUUAAUACAUAGUUAGUGAUUAUUUUGUGUGUGUGACAAACACUAUUCAUAUGUUUUUUUAUGAUAUUGAUUCAUCAUCUUAACUACUACUACAAAACAGCUACUACAAACCAUAUCUGGGGCAUUCAUAACAAAAACACAUAUUGUAUUCAAUCCAAAUUACCUGGAAUAGGGUGAUAUCAAUUUUACAUUCUUUAUGAAUGUUGAUUUUGUAAUUUAUCUUUUAAUUAAAAUUUGUAAUGUUUUGUGUGAUUAUAUUUAAAUAUUAUAAUUUGAAUAGUAAUGAUUACAGUAAUGCUUAGAAUAACAAAACUAAAUAACUGUACAGUAUUUUCAUGUACAUUAUCUUUCAUUCAUUUUGUUACAGUAAGGUUAUAAAUAUGAUAAAAAUUGAUUAUUUUUGAUAUUUCUUAUAUAAGAUCUUGAUUUUCCAUACUUAUAGUUUCUUAGUAAAAUGAAAGGCUAGGGUCAAAUGCACUUAACAUGAUUGUAGUGAUAUUCAAUUUUUUGAUUAAAUUGCAUCUUAAUGUACAAGGUUCAACCAAAAGCCUUGUUCAUGGUUGAGCAUGCAAUGAUACAUGUUAAUUAAUGUGUGUAGGUGUAAAAUUGGGUUUCUACCAUUGCAAGUUCCAUACUUUUCAAGAUGGUAUACAGGAACCUUGAAGGAGACUGUUGCAACUGAAUGAAUAAAUGAAGGAAACUUUCUGAAGCUUCGACUGAUAAAUUCUGAUGAAAUUAUUUUGGUUUUUCAAGUAUAAUAUAGGCAUAUUGACCAUAGCCUUUGAGACUAGAUCAGAUACAUUGUAUUAAUGUUUAUUUUGGCCAGAGCAAAUAAAAAAUAUAUACAAAUUAUUAUAGCAAAAUGUUCAUGGUGAAAAUUAUUCUGUUCAUAAAAAUUUGCUUCUGUUAUUACACAUUAUUAACCCAAAUUAUAAAUGACCAUGCUUUUUCAAUCAUAUUACUGCACUUCUAUCACUGGUCUAUUAAUGUAAUUACGUGAUUAAUUCCAUCAGAGUGUGAGAAGCCAGUAAAGCUAAUAGUAUAAUAUAUGAUGCAAGUUAUAGCUCCAUUGCUUUUCUGACUGGCACCAUAAAGUUCAUUUACUGUCUGCAAUAUGCACAUUAUUGCAAUGUGCAUAUUGCAAAUCAAAAAACCUAUGAUAUAGAGAUAAAAGUCUAAUAGUAAGAGCAGAUUAAUAUUCAUAUAUGCCUGCAGAACUGUUAGAUUUUUGUUUCACAGGGUAAAUGAUGUCUGCACUGAUGUGUUGCUAUCAAAUAGUAAUGUCAUAAAUGAAUAUUGAACUUAAUUCAAUUCCAUUGUGUGAUCCUGUAAUCUACUUGACAUGUACAAUAAACAUUUCAAUCAUCAGA